Molecule: messenger RNA, 1710 nt
Organism: Closterium sp. Naga37s-1
Lineage: Eukaryota; Viridiplantae; Streptophyta; Zygnematophyceae; Desmidiales; Closteriaceae
Source: the annotation of a GenBank genome assembly
AUGCUGAACGACCCGGCGGCGCUGUCAUGGGCGGGGGCGUGGGGCAUGAACGUGGUGUCGUCGGUGGGAAUCAUUCUCGUCAACAAGGCCCUCAUGACCUCCUACGGCUUCGCCUUCGCCACGUCCCUCACCGCGCUCCACUUCAUCACCACCGCCGCCGUCGGCAACGCCGCGACCGCCGCCGGCGCGCUCGCGCCGAGCAAGCACGUGCCGGCGCGCACGCUGCUGUGGUUCGCGUUCGUGGCGAGCCUGGCCGUCGUGAGCAUGAACGUGUCCCUCAUGGUGAACUCCGUGGGUUUCUACCAGAUCACCAAGCUCUCCAUCAUCCCCGCCUGCUGCCUCUUCGAGGCGCUGCUGCACCGCAAGACGUUCUCGCCCGCCGUGAAAGCCGCCGUGGUGGGCGUGAUGGUCGGCGUGGGCAUCUGCACGGUCACUGACGUCACCGUGAACACCGCCGGGCUGCUCGCCGCGAUCGUGGCGGUGCUCUCCACCACCUUCCAGCAGAUCUUCAUCGGGUCGCUACAGAAGCAGUACAGCGUGGGAUCGUUCGACCUGCUCAGCAAGACCGCGCCGUACCAAGCCGUGCUGCUCGUCAUCUCCGGCCCCACAGUGGAUUACCUCCUCACGCGCCGCAGCCUGCUGGCCUUCCGCCCGACCCCCGUGUCCGUGGCGUUCAUCCUGCUGUCCUGCGUGCUCGCGCUCUUCGUCAACCUCUCCAUGUACCUGUGCAUCGGGAAGUUCUCAGCGGUGUCGUUCCAGGUGCUGGGGCACAUGAAGACGCUGUUCGUGCUCGUGCUGGGCUCCGCGCUCUUCCACUCGCCACUCACCGCAAAGAACCUCAUGGGCAUGGCCGUCGCCGUGCUCGGCAUGCUCGCGUACAGCUGGGCUGUCGAGCGGGAAAAGGCCGCCGCUGCUGCUGCGGCUGCUGUGCUGCCAGUGACGAAGCAGCAGCAGAAGGCGGAGGAGCAGGCGUUGCUAGGAUGCAGCUCCUGCUGCAUCCGCAGCUUCCACAUCCUCCCCCUCUCCCAUCUUUCGUCCCCUCUCACUCUCACCCCCCUCUCCCUUCCUCCGCCCCCUCUUUACCGCCCCCUCUCCUCCUUCUCGUCCUCUUCUCCCCCCUCCUUGGUAUCGUCAAUUGAGCCCAUACACGCCUUCCUCUCACCAAUGCCUUUCUCACCUGCUCCCUCUUCUCACCCCUCUCUUACCCCUGCGCCCUUUCCCCCUCGGCCCGUCCCUCUGCCCCCACCCCACCCCAGCCCUGCCUGCAGGGCAGAUGCUGCUGGAGCUGGACCCCUUCCUGAACCAGCUCACCAGGCUGUGCCGUUGCGCCACAACGGUGCUGCCACUGGCUGGCAGAUGCUGCUGGAGCCGGAUCCCUUUCUGAACGAGCUCACCAAGCUGUACGAGCGCCACAAGGGCGCCGGCACCGUGUGGGUCACUCUCAAGCGCUCCAACCUGCGCAAAAAGCCAAAGGGAGGUGAGAAGGCAGGCGGGGAUGACGCGGAGGAGGAUGAGAGCAGCGCUGCGGAGUACCGGUGUGUGGUGAGGGCCACCGACGGCAAAAGGAAGAUCAGCACCCUGCUGGGACCUCGGGAGCAUGCCAAGUUUCAGGCGGCGUAUGCGCUUGUUCUCAAGGCGCAUAUGGACUCCCUCAAGCGCAAGGAGAAACGGGAGAGGAAGAAGAUGAAGUCAUCUGCGCCCGCCUCUUGA